Messenger RNA from Aegilops tauschii subsp. strangulata, 1010 nucleotides. RefSeq lists its product as uncharacterized. Lineage: Eukaryota; Viridiplantae; Streptophyta; Magnoliopsida; Poales; Poaceae. The record is from RefSeq and is a predicted model, not a curated record. Gene Ontology annotation, molecular function: zinc ion binding.
CCCCGACUGCGCUCGCUUCUUCUUUCUUACUUCCUGCUCUCUGCCUCGCCGUCGCCUGCGCCCGCCACUGCCGGCCGCCACAGCACGCCGCCGCAGCCAUGGUUCUGGAGGACGAGAGCAGCGACGACAACUCAAGCCUCCCGUACAUGCACUCCGAAACCUCCACCGAUGGGCUGAACCAGGUGCCUUUCUCUCUUGAGGACCCGGAUUACAAGGGUCUUGAGCUAGAUCUGAUAGUGUUGUGCGAGAAGCAUGGGAAGCCAUCAGAGAGGCUUGUUGCGUUUGAAGGAACAAUGACUGGGAGAAGGUUCUUAGCAUGUGCAGAGCCGGAAGGUCAGAAUUGUGGGUUUGUUCAGUGGGUUGAUGAGCAGUGGCCCCCAACAAUGGAGAAUGCAUUGCUGAAGCUUUGGUCAAUGGUUGAAGAGAGCAAGUCUGCUAGGGUGAAUGAUAAUCUUCAAAGUGCUCUAACUAUUCAUCAGUUGACAGAAGAAAAGAACAAGCUGGAUGCAGACUAUGACAAGUUAGUGAAAGAUGUGCAUCAACUUGUGGACUUUCAGAAGGAUAGGGUUGUGGAUUUCAGUUAUCUGCAGUCUGCUGUCACAUAUCAGCACCAAUGCAGAGCUGAAUUGGUGGCUGGUAUGAAUGCAGAAAUGGCAAAGAAAGAUGCAGCUGCACAGAAGCUUCAACAAAAGUAUGAACUCCUAUGCAACCUGACAAGUGCUCAAGCAACUGUCAUCCAAAACUUGAAGUUGAAGAAUAUGAAAGAGAAGGAAUUGUUGAGUGAGGGUAGGAUGAAUUUGGAGUUGAAGAAUGUAGAGUUCACAAAGUUUGAGGAGAAGCUCACCCAAGAGAAGCUAGAGUUGAAGCUCCAGGUUGCUGAUCUGCUGAAGCUCAAGGAAAACCAUAAUGAAGAGAAGCAGAUGCAAGAGUUUAAGAUUACUGAGCUCGUCAAGGUAGAGGAGAAGCUGAAGGAGAAGACCAAGGGGAUCCAGGCCAUCUUGCAGAACUGA